This is a messenger RNA of Myzus persicae (green peach aphid), 1811 nucleotides long. Its product is annotated as zinc finger MYM-type protein 1-like. The record is from RefSeq and is a predicted model, not a curated record. NCBI's taxonomy places the organism in Eukaryota, Metazoa, Arthropoda, Insecta, Hemiptera, Aphididae. The annotation marks the transcript as partial. Gene Ontology annotation, molecular function: protein dimerization activity. The transcript has 3 exons.
AUAGGAACUUCAACAGACACUUAAAACUAGCAAUGUUUACUCGAUCUUUAGCCAAUGGACAAAAAUGUAAUAGGAAAUGGCUUCUAUAUUCACCUAGUGAAGGAUCUGUAUAUUGUUUUGUUUGUAAAUUGUAUGGAAGCAAUCGAGAAAAUCCCUUUAUUUCUGGUGGUUUUGACAAAUGGAAAAAAUCUGAACGGAUUGGCGAACAUGAAAAUAGUCUUCAACACAGAAAUGCUACCAAUAAGUGGUUAUUAAGAUCUAAUACCAACAACUCAGUUAAUAAAGAAUUAUGUCGUCAAAUUUCUGCUGAAACAAAUUAUUGGUUUGAAGUAUUGAAGAGACUUGUAUCUGUCAUUACAUUUUUAUCGUCUAGAGGCCUUGCUUUUCGAGGAAAGGAAGAAAAGUUCAAUAGUCAACACAAUGGAAAUUAUCUGGGCCUAUUAGAACUUAUUUCAGAAUAUGAUCCUUUCUUAAAGGCUCAUAUUGAACAGUAUGGAAAUCAAGGAAAAGGCAACCCAUCAUACCUUUCAAAAACCAUUUAUUUGACAAAAGUUGAUCAAAUGGCCAUUAUUCUUCGUUACUGCACAUUAACAGGUGUGAAAGAAAGACUUUUAGGAUUAUUUCCCAUUAAAGACCAUCAAGGCCAAUCUAUGUACAAAAUAUUAGAUGACUUUCUUGAAAAAAGUGAAUUAGACAUUAUGAACAUUAGGGGUCAAUCUUAUGACAACGCCUCAAACAUGAGUGGUCAAUUUAAAGGGCUUCAAGCUUAUGUCAAAAAUAAAAAUCCAUUAGCUGUGUUUAUACCUUGUACAGCUCAUUCGUUAAAUCUAGUUGGCUUAAAUAGUGUAAAUUGUUGUACAGAAGCUGUCAAUUUUUUUGAUUUUGUACAAAAAUUGUAUAACUUCUUUAGUGGGUCAACUCACAGGUGGAAUGUACUUAUUAACAUAUUGAAAAAAGAAGAAAAAAAUAGUGUUAAAAGAAAUUAUAGUCGAAUUCUUACACUUAAAUCCUUAAGUGACACUAGGUGGUCUUGUCAUGCAGAAGCUUGUAAAGCAAUAGUUGUAAAUUAUGAACAAAUUUUGACUGCGUUAAAAAGUAUGUAUGAUGGCGAAGAAAAUAAUGUUACAACUUUAGAUGCUAAAUCGUUAUGGAAGAAAAUGGUAAAAAGAGAAACUGCAUAUAUGUCAUUACUUUGGAAUGACAUCAUGGAAAGAAGUAACAAAACGUCAACUGAAUUACAACAUUCAAACUGUGACACAAUGAAGGCGAUCAACUUAUUAAAAUCACUGAAGUGUUAUGUGUUAAGUUUACGGGACUCAAAUUCAAUUUACGAAGAAAAAAUACCUAAUCUUAGUCCUGAAAUUAUCAUUUACUACUCAGAUGAAAAGCAAAGAAAAAAAAUUAAAAAAUUCCCUGAUGGUAGCAUAAACGAAGAAUUAUUAAAAGGAAAAAACAAAUUUCGUAACGAACUUGUACAAUUUAAAGAAUACUGGAAGCUUUGUCAACCUUCUUUUGAUCCAGCUGACAUUUCCAAAUUAUUUUCCUGGUUUGGUAAUCAAUCACUCGAAGAGGUUUUACCUUGUAUAUUUACUGCAUUAAAAAUAUAUUUGACAAUUCCUGUAGAUAAUUGUUCUGCGGAAAGAGCUUUUUCUAAAUUAACUAGAAUUAAAAAUAAGUAUAGAACUAGUCAAACCCAAGAAAACUUAGAUGUACAAAUGAUUUUAUAUUCUGAGAAUGAUUUGUUAAAAUCAUUAGACUUAAAUGAUGUACUAAAAGAGUUGGCUUCAAGUAAAGCAAGAAAAAAAAUUUAA